AUGACUGAUGUUAAUGAUGAUUCGGAGCUAUUAGAAUACAAUUUAGAUCAAUACGAUGAGGAGGAUGAGGAAGAAGGACAACCGUAUUACACGUCAAAUGAAGAAGACCCAUAUAUUACCCUCAAUGACGAGGAUGAUGAAACUGAUGAUUUUCGAAUUUUGGCCACAGACAGUGUUUUAGUAGCAGCAAAGACCGAAGAUGAGGUUUCACAACUAGAAAUAUAUGUUUAUGAAGAAUCUGAGGAUAAUCUCUAUGUGCAUAACGACAUUAUCGGCAAUUAUGUUGCAAUAGGGACAUUCGAGCCUGAAAUCGAGAUUUGGGAUUUGGACGUAUCGAAUUCAAUGUAUCCUGACGCAAUAUUAGGCAGACCAAAUAAAGAACUUAAGAAGAAAAAGAAGAAGGUACAACAAGUGGAAUGGCAUUCCAUUGAGCCUACCAUCAUGCUAACCGCAUCUUUUGAUAAAACUGUGGUUGUAUUUGAUAGUCGCACACCUAAAAAUGUCGCAUCUUGGAGUCUCGGAGAUGCGGAUCCAGAAUGUGUACGCUGGGAUCCAUUUACUCCUCAGUAUUUCUACGGAAAAGUUUUUGCUGCGCAAUUUUGUUUAGACCUACCUUUUCAUUUGGCGGUAGCUGGUUCAGGGGGGAAAGUACACAUUUGGGAUUUGUCAACCAAUGCAGGAAUAAGAAAUUCAUUUAAAGAAACAAUAAAUGAAGAAAGCGAGAAUGAUGAUGACGAAGAGGAGAUAGAUCUGGAAGAAAUAGAAAAUGAUAGCGGAGAUGAU
Molecule: messenger RNA, 783 nt
Organism: Racocetra fulgida
Lineage: Eukaryota; Fungi; Glomeromycota; Glomeromycetes; Diversisporales; Gigasporaceae
Source: the annotation of a GenBank genome assembly